CUACAAUGAUGGAGCCUGCCACUGUGUCUGCCUUGACAGAGGAGUGUAUUCUUCAGCCUACCAGUACCUGCCUUGGCUGCUUCAUUGAGACCCGUGAUGCCACUGACCCUAAUUCCAUCCAGAAUCCGCCCCAUGACCCUAACACCAACCCUGACACAGAGACUGGGCUAAGUGUAAGGAUAGGCGAUGUGAGCAGAGAGGACUUCUCUGACAUCAAUAAUAUCAGCAUCCAGUGCCUGAGCCAUGCAGGGGAGGCAGUGAGUCACUAUGGAGAACAGCUCCUCUCUGACCAGCUACUUAGCUUUCCUCUGCCGAAAGCCUCAGGUGAGGGUAAGAGAGCUGAUGGGAACAAAACAACAGAGGACUGUGAUGACCCAGAAGAUGAUGCAACAGCUAAGAACUUGUAUGAGGGACUGUUAUUGGACAAAGUGAGUGGAGAGGAGGUUCUGCUGGCGAACGCCGGCCAGGACUGGGGCUACUUUGAAUCCUUCAUUAGUGAAAGUAAGAUGGAACUGCUGGACCUUUGUUCUAAGAAUGAACUGUCAGUCAACCUCUUCUCUGAGGAAGACGUUGACAAUCUAUUUGAUGAUGAAGACGAUGAUUCCACUUUAAGCAGUGAUGUAUGUUCGCUGAAGAUUCGUUACGAGUCUUUCCAGGACAACAUGAGGGAAAAGACAAAUGUGCUCCAGGAGGAGACACAGUUUAACUUCUUCCCUAGUGUCCUGGCCAACUGUGCCAAGAAAGAGGAAGGAGCUGGCGUCUUAAGGAGGAGUGCUGAGGAGCUUCAGCUUAAAACUGAUGAGCUCAUUCUUGAGACAGGACAGGAAGGAAAGGCUGGGGACUGCAGUGGUAAGAGUCCCCUUAAUGGUUCCCAAGGCUCACCAAUGUCAACUCCCAAAGUCAACUACCUAAUGGACUUCAAUUCCACAGAGGAGUCAGGCGAGUUUAGUGACGACAGCUCCUGCACUGGCUCCUCCUCAGACACCUUGCAGGAGGGCAAGCUUAAGAAGGGCCACUCAAAAAGAUUGCUCAGCCCCUCUAACCCCCUCAACUAUGGUUUGCGCUCCAAGAGAAAAGUUCGAUACAGUGAUGAUUACUUAUAUGAUGUUGACUCGCUUGAAAGUGAGAAGAAUGCAGAGAAAAAAGAGAAAGCUCCGUCUGGUCAAAAAGAGGAGGAGGAUGUAGACUGGUGCCCCAAAAAACGACGAAAAUCCUCUCGUAAAGAGCCGCCAGUUGUCAUCAAGUACAUCAUCAUCAACAGGUUUAAAGGGGAGAGACUCAUGUCAGUGAAACUGGGCAAGUUGGACCCUGUGGACUCUACUGUGACCUUAAACACUGACACAGUAAGCAAAUAUGAGACACUGUCUCCUUUCAAGGAUUUCUGGCAGGUGAAGCAGAGAGAGAGACAGGAGCAGCUUAAGCUGGCUGCCAGAGAUAAACAACAACGUGGUUUUCAUCUAAACGGACGCCAUCAUCGCCCUUUUAAUUCUAGUCAUCCCAAAAGGAAAUAUAAGAUUGCAAACAGGCUUAAGGUUCAGAGAAUUCACGCUGUGGAUCAAUCAGCGACAGUACAGUGCACCCCUCUUUCUGAUCGGGGCCAGGGAGGUGUCACUAAAGAAGACACCAACCCCACGGUAGGGGGAAUAAUAGCAGUCCCAGACCUCCCAGUCACAUUAGACUCCAUCACGCACGCAGUCACAGCUAAGAGUCGCUCCCAGGAAAGGGAGGAAAGGGAGGGGAGGAGAUUGGGAGGAAAUAAAACAGUCAGGAUAAGGAAAUUCAAAAGCGAAGCCAGGCUGAGAAGCAAGAAAAUUAAAGAGGCAGAAGGAGAGGAGGGGAGGAGCGUGACAAUAGAAACGGAAGCCUGUGUCGCUGCACCACAGAUUGGGGACCCUGCUGCUGGGUUAGAAGAGGCAAGAAUUAGCUCAGUUACAGUCAAACCCCAUCUCUCUGACAAUACCACCACCGCUCACGCAUCUGAGGAGAAAUUCCCCUUUGUGACCUCCUGCUCUCCUGACAAAGCUCCUCCCUCAGAGGCGGUGGAGUCGGGUGUCCCUGUUAUCCCGGGGGGCUACCUGCAGACCCUGUUAGAUGCUACAGACUCACCCAGUGGAGCAACUAUCUCUUAUUUCCCCCAGCAGCCCUCUAGGCAACGGUAUCCUCUGAGGCUAUCCCUAGAGGAGAAACAGUUUUCUUCUCUGCAGCUCGCUCAGAGCUGCGUCCUCUCUCCUCCCUCGGAGUCAGAGCUCCAGCAGUCUCCCCAAAACUGCCCAAACUUCACCCAGAUGUGGCACCCGCAGCGCUGUGCAAGUCACAGCCAGAACUUUGGACCUGAGACCCCUGAGACUCCCAUUUUACCCAGCAACUUCCCAGCUGUUGUACCCCUGAAUGACAGCAUGCCAGUGUCUAACUACAGCCAACUGAGCCCAGAGACUGACAGGCUACUUUAUGAGAAGAGCUACCUGACUGAGGCAGGUCUGCAGCCUGGGGCAGAUCUGCAAGUGUGUCAGUCUGCUUGUGUGGAGGGCCAGGUGCAAUACCAGAGAGGGUCCCUCUGCACAGACAAUGGCAGGCUCAUCAGCUAUGACUCAGUAGGCUCUCUGUCAGCCUCCUCCAGCAAUUACAGCUCCCUCAGUCUCAAGUCUUGUGAGCGAGAGGGUGAGGAAGAGGGCCGAGACAGCUUUUUAGCUCAUUGUAGUCCUAAAGUGGUGAUUCAGCAGAGUAUGGACGCCCUUACCCCACUCAGGGAGUCCUCGGACCUGCUGGACAUCUCCAACUUCACCCCCGACAAGUUUAGACACUCAUUACUGUCAGAGCUCUCCCCUCCUGAGACCCCCAACCUGUCCCCCCAGGUGGUGGGACGUGAUAUGAAGAUGGCAGGGAAUACUGGAGAAUACCAGGAUGUGAAUGACAUGACAAUGGACUGCAACAGGGAGGUAAAGUGGAACUGUGAUGUUAUGCAGCAACAAGAGCACACAACAAAUGCAUACACAGUGGAAGAUAGCCAGUUUCCGCUGCACAACUUCAGCAGUCAGGAUGUGUUACGUUUGGAUAAAAAAGAGCUUGGAGUGAAUGAAUUUAAUGAACAGACUGGUGAGAUGUUGACUGGUGCAAAAAGCAUUAAGUCAAAGAGGAAAGGCAAUUGUAAACAGACAGCCGCAGGACAGAGCCCUAAGAAAGUCCGGGCUCCACGAGCUCCGAAGUUAGAAAAGGCAAAGACCCCCAAACAGAACUCACGUUCCACCAAAAAAAUAAAGGCCAUGUUGGAGGGUAAGGCAGCAAAGAACCAGGCAGGCGGUUGUGGCACAGGCCUAAAUGACAGUAGCAGUACUGGGGACUGGUCUGGCACCGGUUGGUCAGAGAGCAAUAGCCUGGUUGGGGAUGACCAGAGAGAAUUUGAGGAGCCAUCCAAUAUUCUGUCCAACAUUGUCUCUGGCAUGGCUGAGGUCCAAAGGUUCAUGAUGGCCUCCAUUGAGCCACUUUGGAAUCCCAUGUCUGAUUCCUGCAUGCCCUCUGAGGCCAAUAGCCUCAACCUAAAGACUCUCAAAAUCUUGGCAGGCACAGAGGCCGACCUGAAGAAAAAAGGAGCCGCGCUAACGGGGGCUGGGAGAGGCCGAAAGGCAGGGGGAAAGGGAGGAAAGAACCAGGCCAAAUUCAACCCCUCUCACCCCUUAUUUCCUCAACUAGCUCUUGGCUGUAACAUGUUUGAUAAACCCAACUUUAUUAACCCUGGGCCUGCACACAAAAAGCUGUACCGCCACAAGACCAGUGCAAAGUUCCCACGGAUUGAGACACUGAAGGGGAAGCGAGCUGAGAGAGACCCAAAUAAGGACAUAGCACUGAUGACCUCGUUUGAGAAACUGAGAAUAUGGAUGUCCUGUUGUUGCUGUCCUUCAUACACUGCCUGGAUCAUUUCAAGAAGGAAACCUACCUAUUUAAGCCCAAGACAUCUUGAAAACACAAGAUGGGACCAUUUUGUAUUGAUGACAUAUCAGACUUUGUCUUUUUUUCACCCCAUCAAGGUUGGAAUGACUCCCCAUUUUCUUUUAUCAAGCAGUUCUUUUUUCCUCUGGAGUUUCGAGGAACUGGUCUUCUAAAUUUACAUUUUAACACCUUGCAAAUUCAUAAAAGCUCCACCUCAGAGUAUUUUUGUCAAUGUUGUUGUACAGGGACAUGCAAUAUUUGCAAAAAAAGAUGACUAUAAUCUUAAAAUCAAUGUGCCAAAAGUAACAAUGCUGUGUAAAUGACCUCUUAUAUAUAUGUGUGAAUAUUGGCUGUUCCUCUUUUUUAUCCAUGGGAGUAUUGGCUGCUCGGGUUGGAGACCACAGGAAUUCUUCAUUUGGGACUUUUCUCUCUUCUCUGAUGAAAGGCACCAACAGCUGGCAGUGGUACACCUGCACUCACUAAACCAAAUCAGAAAGACUGUGAAUUCUCCUCAUUUCCCCCACUUUGUUUGCCAAAUUCAAUUUACCUCAACAUCGCCUGGCACUGAGAAGCAACAAAAGAGAGGCAAAGAUGAGAUUUGCUCUGAAGGCUACUGUAGAGGAAGACGAUUAAAAAAGAGAUGUUUAACAAGCUUUCUAUGGACCAAGGAGAGUGUAGUGCAGAUGUUUGAGGGUAAACAAGGGAAUUAGAUGCCGGUUGGGGCUGUGCCUCACUGGAUUGCUGUUUUUUACUAGAAAUUCAAGGCAGUUUAUAACUCAUAGAGAUUCUGAUGCACGCGUCAGUGUUGAAUGGACAUACCAUGGUUGCAGUUAGAUUUAAUGUGAAUGUGAAAGCAGUACAAAUGGAAUCAGUAAUCCUGUAAAUGAAGGAAAGCAUGUAUUUGCAUUAGUUCCACGUGGGAAUCUUACUACUACCUUACCUGAAAUGGUAAUUUAAACAGUAUUUUUUCUUGACAUUCUCAUGUAAUUUGUUUAUUAACACUGCCAUAUUUUAUAAGUUUCACCACUGGUGUAUUUGAUAUCUGAUCAUUUUUGUUUCUUUUAUCACAUAAUGUCUUAAUUUAACUUCUUUCUUUUGAAGGUACUUUGUUUUAUAUGGUGUCUUUAGCUGUCAUUUCUGUCUUAAAGGGUCAAUAUUUUGUCAGAAAUAAUGUCACCAGGCCAAAUGAAGCCACACAUUGAAAAAUAAAAUGUAUUUGUACUAUCUAAUCCAGUGUAUUCCUGGGCCAUUUAUAUUAAUUACUUUGGGCUCAUUCACUGCCUCACUGCACAAAAAUAAAUCCACCUUAAAUUAAAUCAUACAAUCAUAUUUAAUAAGUUAUAAAAUAUUUUGAUUUUAUAUGCUAAAUGUAUUUCAGGGGAAAUCCCGAGCCCUUUCACUGGUUACAAGAUGAUCUUUUUAUAAAUAUAUAAACAAUAGGACUAUAUUUUCUCUUUCUUUUGAUUGUUGAAUUACAUUUUUUAAACAUAGCAGUAAUUCCAUGAGACAUGUGCGGACCAAUUCAGACUUGAUUCAAAAACAGGCCAUAUCACACUGGAUAUGGUAAUUCUGAGGUGAUAGUAAUUGAUUGCUUGCAUAUGGCAAGAAUCGUAAUCAAUCUUUCUCUGUCUCUUUUCUCUCUCCUCUCUGCCAUGAUCCUUUGUUUCUUUCCUUCCGUGUAUCAGGGUUAGGACCAAGACAAGCUGCUGAUGGGAAGCUCCAGCUUCAAGCCCAUUUAGUCUGCCUUCUCUUUUUUCUGACUAUUGUCAAAUUGAAUGUACUUCUCUGGUUUCAUGGUUUCUUUAAAUUUGUUCUUUAAAAAAAAAAAAUGUGCCACUGUUGAGCUGCCUCGUGUUAAUGGUGCUAAGAAAGCUGACAAUUCUCUUUUCUUUUUUCAUUUUCUUUUUAAUUUUUCCCCCCAGCGUUAACAAAAAAUAAAUGCAAAAUAGAUUAGGUACCUAACCCUCUUUAUGAAUGUAUAUUAUAAUGUUAUGUUCGAUGUAUUCACUUCAUGAUUCUUUAACAUUGAUUGGAAUUACUUUAGCUCUUUUCAUUAAAAGAUUACCGAGCUUUAUAUAUACUGUCUAGAGUUGUUACCAGAAGGAAUCUUAAUGAACUCUUGACGCUACAAAAUCUUGUAUAUUUUUUGUGUGCCAAUUUGUAACAUAUUUUGUAAGUGUAUAUUUUUCUUAGAAAGUGCUGUGAAGUAUUUGUGUGUGUGAGUAACCUUUUAUGCGCCUCUAUGGGCAGUGGAAAGGAUAUACAAUGACAAGUUUCUGGUUUUAAAAACCAAAAUAUGAAUAUCAACAGAAAUCUAGAAAUAUUUACAUUUUGUUGGGAGUUUUGUAAUAAGACCAUGAUCUUGUUGUGAGAGUGUUGUGUUACUGUGCAAAACACAAAUAAGCAAUGAAAAAAAUGAAAACCUGGAGAAAAAAAUAUAUUAUUUGUGAACAAUUUGCUGUUUUAUAGAUUUUCAUGUACAUUAUUUGAGUAUCAUUUAGUUUUUUGUUUUGUUGUAACUGUUGCAAAGGUUUUAAAUAUUUGUGAUCAAGCCUGUAUGGUGAUAAUGUAAUAUUGGUAACUUGCUGAGUUUUGUAAUAAUGUUUAUGGAGUAAAUAUACAAAUUAAAAUACGAUUUUGAAUGCUG
Pseudoliparis swirei is the source of this 6571-nucleotide messenger RNA. It is a transcript of the gene nexmifb, whose product is annotated as neurite extension and migration factor b. The transcript has 2 exons. The record is from RefSeq and is a predicted model, not a curated record. The coding region runs from base 6 to 4097 and encodes 1363 amino acids. Gene Ontology annotation, biological process: negative regulation of cell adhesion mediated by integrin; negative regulation of cell-matrix adhesion; negative regulation of neuron migration. Gene Ontology annotation, cellular component: nucleus. NCBI's taxonomy places the organism in Eukaryota, Metazoa, Chordata, Actinopteri, Perciformes, Liparidae.